Molecule: messenger RNA, 2179 nt
Organism: Hypoxylon fragiforme
Lineage: Eukaryota; Fungi; Ascomycota; Sordariomycetes; Xylariales; Hypoxylaceae
Product: IMS-domain-containing protein
Exons: 3
Coding region: 201-2096 (631 amino acids)
Biological process (GO): error-prone translesion synthesis
Cellular component (GO): nucleus
Molecular function (GO): DNA-directed DNA polymerase activity; damaged DNA binding
Source: RefSeq, a predicted model, not a curated record
UAUAUUCGUACUUCCAAAAGUUACAACGCGGUCGCACAUCUGGUAUGUACUAUGUAGAUACUAGAGCCCCGCGACGUCACCGACAGAAUGUAUCCAAGACAAUGCCAACUUCUAUGUCAACUUCUCAUAAUUAAGAGAAAGUAAUAAGAUAUAACAUAGGUCUACCCUUAUCUAGAUCUGCACACUUUACUUUGUAGUAAAUGGAACCUCGGCCAAAUCCGGAUGAGCCGGAUGGGAUUCCCCCCAAUUUGGAGGACCAUCAUCAACAUGACAGUCUCAAAUACCAUCUUCUAGGCCCCUCUCUCACCAAAGCCGGUCAAGACUCUGUAGACCAGUCCAAGGUUUCCGAGGUCAUAUAUAACGCCUCCAAGGGGUCUAAAUUCUUCAACCGUGAAGAAGUCAAAGACAAGAUCUUGACUCAAAAGAUUGAACAGAUCUUGGAAAAGAAGCGGCGUCUUGAAAAGCUCGAUUUGACUCGCGAACUUCGUGCCGCCGACCAGUUCAUAGCCCAGCUUGAUGCAUCCCGCGACUUAACUCAGUAUAUAGUCCACGUCGAUUGUGAUGCCUUUUACGCAGCUGUCGAAUUACUAGACCGCCCAGAGCUCAAGGACGUCCCCUUCGCUGUUGGUGGCGGCGUGCUGACUACAUGCAACUACCUUGCACGCAAAUAUGGCUGCCGAAGUGGCAUGGCCGGCUUUGUCGCAAAGAAACUUUGCCCCCAGCUACUUCUCCUUCCUCUUAAUUCUGACAAGUAUACCUCAAAAGCCCAAGAGGUACGCCAGGUCUUGGCCCAAUAUGAUCCCAGGUUCCAAAGCGCUAGCAUCGAUGAGGCAUAUCUCAACAUCACCGAAUACUGCUGCGAGAAUCGUAUGGAGCCCCAAGACGUUGUCCAACAGAUGCGAGAUGAAAUCCAUGAGCGCACUAGAAUCACCGUAUCCGCCGGCAUUGCCGCGAACGCGAAGCUUGCUAAAAUAUGUUCAAAUAUGAACAAGCCCAACGGCCAAUAUGUCCUCCUUAAUGAUCGCAACGUCAUCAUGUCAUUCAUGCGAUCAUUACCAACUAGGAAAGUUAAUGGGAUUGGCCGAGUGCUGGAGCGCGAGCUACAGGAGAUAGGCGUCAAAACCUGCGGUGAUAUCUUCCCUCAUCGCCAACUCUUACGUCAACUUUUUGGUGAAAAGACAUACGAAUUUCUCAUUAUGUGCUACCUAGGCCUUGGUAGAACAGAAGUACAGCCUGCUGAGGAGUACGAACGGAAAAGUGUCGGUACCGAAAGCACAUUUCGUGAAAUGUCAGACUCAAAAGAGCUAAGGGCAAAGUUGCGAUGGACUGCUGAAGAGCUGGAGAAGGACAUGCGAAAAGCUGAAUGCAAAGGCCGAACCCUGGUUCUCAAGGUGAAGCUGCAUACGUACGAAGUCUUGACAAGGCAGACUGUGACACCAAGGGCUGUGUCUGCCGCAGAUGAUUUAUACAAUUUCUCCUUGCCUAUCUUGACAAAGUUGGAACUGGAGAUACCGGGCAUGAAACUGCGCCUGAUGGGUCUUCGAUGCACCAAUCUAAUCAGCACCAAGAAGCCUAAUGCUCGUGCUUUUUUUAGGCUAAGACCUCUAAGGGUAGAGACUGGUAGCAAUGCGUCGGAAAGAUCGAGUAGUCGAGAGACAGUGGAGGCCGUUCGGGAAGGGAGUAUUUCACCGAGAGAGUUAGAGUAUUCGACUUACGACAAUAAUAGCCAUUCUGACCUUGAUGACGCCAAUAUAGAUGGUCAUCAAGCCUUGGACAGAGAUAGUAACUAUCAUCAUCACGGCAAGGACGUUGCCCCUAACCCCAAGAGAGCAUUAACUGAGGAGACGGAGGAAUGGUGGGAUUGUCCAAUAUGUAGUCGACCCCAGCAACCAGACGAGCGCUCAUUCAACGAGCACAUUGAUUUGUGCCUUUCGAGACAGACUAUCCGCGACACAGUCCAACAAAAUUCCAUGGAUAAGCCAACCCCCACAACCCAUAGGCCGCCUGCUAAGAGGUUGAAGCACAUGGGUGAGACGAAACGAGGCAAGACUACCGCCUCUGCCGAUCCGAGACAGAAGAAGCUCUUCUUCGGCUAACAUUAGAGGUUGGGUCACCCAGAUCGCACUCGUGUUUGAGCAAUUGGCCAGGCUACGUGAGAUUAUUGAUAUAAGAAUAUAGA